UUCUUUCUCUCCUUCUGCAGCCUCGCGCUCCUCCUCCUCCUCCUCCCUGCGCGCGCUAACACAGCGCAGAGCCCGAGCGGCCUGCGGCUCGAGACGGAGGCCGCACGCACCCACGCCGAAACACGGGGUUUUAGGGAGGCCAAUGAAGAGUAAGGACGAUGGAUGAAGAUGUGGCGAGACUUGCACUCCGUUCCCAAGAGCCGAAGAUCAUCCUCCAUGGCUCAGAUGAUGGGGGGCUGUGUGGAGAGGAGUACGUGGUGGAGCUGCAGGAGACGGUGUUGGUAUCCGAGGGAGACGGUGAUGGAGACGGAGACGGAGACGUGGAGGCCGACGCUGUGAGAGGGUUCUCCUCAGAUGAACUCGUCAUCCAGGAUGCCGUGGAGGACGUGGUCGCCGAUGACGACGAGGGCGUUGCCGUGGAGACGUGCGUGAUGUCUCUGGAGGGCGAGGAGGAGGAAGAGGAGGGCGUUGCCAUGGCGGAGAUGACUGAGGACAUGCUGGUAGAGGAGAGAGAGAACGACUCGGACACCUGCGGAGAUUACCUGAUGAUUUCCUUGGACGAGGCGGGGAAGAUGGUUUCUGCUGAUGGAGAGGAAGUGACGGUGGAAGGAGCGCUAGGUGAUCAGGAAGUGGAGAAAGACGAGGACGGACAGGAGGUCAUUAAAGUUUACAUCUUCAAAGCCGACUCUGGGGAGGACGACCUCGGUGAGCCGGUGGAUAUAGGUGAAGGUGACUCUGAGACCCUGGCUCUGACGGACUCAGUGGGCCGGCCACUGAGGGAGAAAAUGGUGUACAUGUCUGUGGGAGAUGGUCAUCACACUCAGAGUGAUGGAAGUUCUAAGCCCUCUGAUGAGGUGUAUAUGGAGGUGGUCGUCGGUGGGGAGGAGCCAGUUCCUCACGACCGGCCGUACGACAGCACCGCACUCAGCAAGGACUUCAUGCCUGUGGCCUGGGCCGCCGCCUACGGAGCAGAUGAUCAUGAGGGCUGUGAGAACAGAAACGGUGCUGCGAGUGCUUUGCUGCACAUAGACGAGUCCGAUGCUCUGGAUAAACUGAACCGACAGCACGGAAAGAACCGGAGACGAGCGGAACCAAGACAGGUGCAGACAGCGAUCAUUAUUGGUCCGUACGGUCAGCCGCUGACCGUCUACCCCUGCAUGCUGUGUGGCAAGAAGUUCAAGUCUCGCGGUUUCCUGAAGCGCCACACCCGAAACCACCACCAGGACGUCCUGACCCGCAAGAAGUACCAGUGCACGGACUGCGACUUCACCACCAACAAGAAGGCCAGCCUGCACAACCACAUGGAGGUCCACGCCCUCAGCACCAAGGCGCCGUUCGAGUGUGAGACGUGCGGGAAAGACUUCCACCAGCAGGCGGCGCUGUUUUCCCACCGGCUCCAGCACCACCACCGCGAACAGAAACCUCCGGCGUCCGUCGCCUCUCCGCCGCCCCCUGCCGGCGCCACCACGAAAAUGCACAAGUGCAAGUUUUGCGAGUACGAGACGGCGGAGCAGGGCUUGCUGAAUCGCCACCUGCUGGCCGUCCACAGCAAAAGCUUUCCGCACAUUUGCGUGGAGUGCGGUAAGGGUUUCAGACACCCGUCGGAGCUCAAGAAGCACAUGCGCACGCACACGGGCGAGAAGCCCUACUCGUGCAUGUACUGCGACUACAAGUCGGCCGACUCGUCCAACCUGAAGACGCAUGUGAAGACGAAACACAGCCGUGAGCUUCCGUUCCGGUGCGAGCGCUGCGGCCAGACUUUCGGCGAGGAGGACGAGCUAACGCAGCACUCCGCCACGCACGAGGAAGGCCGCGGCAACCACCAGUGCGGCCACUGUGAGCACCGCAGCUCGAACUCCAGCGACCUCAAGCGCCACGUCAUCUCCGUACACACUAAAGACUACCCUCACAAGUGCGCGGUGUGCGGAAAGGGCUUCCAUCGUCCAUCGGAGCUUAAAAAGCACUCGGCGUCCCACAAGGCCAAGAAAAUGCACCAGUGCCGCCACUGCAACUUUAAAAUCGCAGAUCCGUUCGUGCUUAGCCGCCACAUUCUGUCGGUCCACACUAAAGAACAGCAACAACAACAGUCACCACCACAAUCGCCACAACAACCACAGCCGCCACCACCACAACAGCAGCAACAGCAGCCUUCAAUACAAACCCCUUCACCGCCGGUGCCGUCGCAGGAGAAAAUCGCCCCCAAGAGGACUAUAGGUGCGGCGCAGCUAGCGCUAGGUGGCGCGGCUAUGAUUAAAAAGGUUGUGGGUGGGAAGGGGCCGCGAGAGCGGCGGGUCUAUCAGUGUCAGUACUGUGAUUACAGCACUGGAGAUGCUUCUGGCUUCAAAAGACACGUCAUCUCCAUCCACACCAAGGACUACCCGCACCGCUGCCAGUUCUGCUCCAAGGGCUUCCGGAGGCCCUCCGAGAAGAACCAGCACAUCAUGCGCCACCACAAAGACAUGGUGCCGGCUGAGUGAAGCCGGACUCUUCAUCACCUUCAUGCCGCUCCCACCCCCUCCUCCCGGCCGUGCCUCUUAAUUCCUCUCCACUUGCUUCCAUUAUAAUGCUAAAUGGCCAAUGACUCACUAGUGACAUCACUCUCAACUCGUGGCAAACCUCUGCACAAGGUCGCCCGUUAAAGGCGGUAGUUUUGGCAAAGAUCAGUUUCACAUGUUUAGUGUCGGAAUGUGGCGCUACAGGGCUAAUGUAACCAGCAAGUAAUGGCCUUAGCAUCACCUGCAUGCCAAAGAAACUCGCUUUUGUGGUUUCUGACUAUCUACAACCAUGGAGUAAAGAACAUUAGCAUAGCUAAAAACAGUAGCAGCUUCCAUUAAUGAUGCUAACUUCUGUUGUUGCUGUUUAGCUACAUUAGCCUCGUAGUUCCACCAGAGCCGGUUUAUGAGGAGCCUGGCCUCUUCUUAUUUCCACCAUUAUAUCAAAAACAGGACUGCAAAACAGCAGAGGGCGCCCACGAGU
Colossoma macropomum (tambaqui) is the source of this 2976-nucleotide messenger RNA. Its product is annotated as zinc finger Y-chromosomal protein 1. The record is from RefSeq and is a predicted model, not a curated record. The transcript is spliced from 8 exons. Gene Ontology annotation, cellular component: nucleus. Gene Ontology annotation, molecular function: metal ion binding; DNA binding. NCBI's taxonomy places the organism in Eukaryota, Metazoa, Chordata, Actinopteri, Characiformes, Serrasalmidae. Gene Ontology annotation, biological process: regulation of cytokine production; negative regulation of transcription by RNA polymerase II; regulation of immune system process. The coding region runs from base 159 to 2477 and encodes 772 amino acids.